AUGCCUCUCCAACACCUCCCAGACCACUUUUCUGCUCAGUGCUUUCGUGUGACCGUCCUUGUAACCUUGCUGUCUACAUCUUCUCACGCCUGUGGUAAGCCACCAACGUUUACAAGCAUGAAGCUCAAAGGCAGUCCUAAAACCAGUUAUGGGGUUGGGGAGCAAGUACAAUAUAUAUGUAGACCAGGAUUCAUAAGACAACCUGCUUUCAACAUCUCCAGUGUGUGUACUGCAAACGGCCAGUGGUCACCCAUUUCAAAGAAUGCCUGUUCCAAAAAAUCAUGUCCAAGGCAAGGUGAUCCCAUAAAUGGCCAAGUAAACUUCCCGAAUGGAAGUUCUGAGUUUGGUACACAAAUUCAAUACGUUUGCAAUCCUGGAUUUUACUUAAUUGGUGAGGGAGUUCUAUAUUGUAUUCUUGCUUCAGAUUCAGAGGUACAGUGGAGUGCUGAAGCCCCAAUAUGUUCAAAGAUUUUCUGUCAACCACCUCCAAAUAUAACAAAUGGAGAAUUCUCCCCAAGUCACAAAGACGUAUUUGAAUAUCAUGAAGUGGCAACUUACCGAUGUAACCGUGUUUCUGGCAAGGAUGAACUAUCACUUGUUGGUGAGAGCCAGAUUUAUUGCUCUGAAAACAGAUUAUGGAGUGCUAACCCUCCUGAGUGCAAAGUGGUCAAAUGUCCACGUCCCGUGAUUCAAAAUGGGAGACAGACGUCAGGAUUCAGCAAGAAAUAUUCCUAUAGAGCAAGGGUUAUGUUUGAAUGUAACCAGGGGCUUUUCCUCCAUGGGAGCGACACCGUCAUGUGUGAGGGUAAUAGUACAUGGCAGCCACCAAUUCCAACCUGUCGGAGCGAGCCACCUCCUCCCCCUCCCACACCUUCCAGUACAGGUGUUCCAAACUCUACCAAAGGAGGACCAAUUGAUUUUGGAGAUUCAAAGGGAUGGAUCAUUUCGCUGAUAAUGAUGGCCGUGUUGGAGCUAUAG
This is a messenger RNA of Onychomys torridus (southern grasshopper mouse), 978 nucleotides long. RefSeq names its product membrane cofactor protein-like. The record is from RefSeq and is a predicted model, not a curated record. Bases 1 to 978 code for a protein of 325 amino acids. Gene Ontology annotation, cellular component: cell surface. The transcript has a single exon. Gene Ontology annotation, biological process: negative regulation of complement activation, classical pathway. Lineage: Eukaryota; Metazoa; Chordata; Mammalia; Rodentia; Cricetidae.